UAUGAGGAUGAUGAAUGUUCAUGGAGCCUUUUGUAAGAUUUUGUUUACUCUGCAGCCCUAGGAAUUGUUUACCCAAAGCAAUUUAUUAGCUCUAUGGUUUGAAGAGUAUAUUUAAAGGGAAAGUAAUAGACUUCUGAUUCAUUAUGCCAAUAUAUUGAACCCAUUGAAGUGAUCAUCAGGACAUAUUAAAAAUUAAUGGUAUUGCCAUUCAUUAAGAAGGAAGUAGUUUUGUUUUCAUAUGUAGAGUUUUAACCCAUAUAUACAUAAUAAUGUUCCAUUUUUUUCCUUCAUGUUAUCCGGAAGGAUCGAGCAAAGGCUAUUGAGAUUCUUGACUAGGACCUUAAGGUUUUUGCAUCCUUCAAUGAAGAACAUUUGAAGGAGAUUUACCCAGCUUCUUACACUUGAUAACUUUAGUUGAUUUAGUUUAAAUUGGCAGCAUCAACAUUGCAAGAAUCCUUGUCCAAACCCUGAUCUUAAAACACUCUUCACUGAUCAUUCUUGCAACCCUACGGCUAAUGGAGCUAGUCUUUCUCCUACAAACAGUCCAGCUUGUGGGACCAAUUCCUAAGGCUGGUGCAUUUUGGUUAUUGGUGCUCAUGGUCCAUUUCAGAGUGUUGUUUCCCCAUCUCCAGGUGCUAUUGCUGGUUAGAUGUCAAACAAUAGUCCUUCCUUACCUCACCUUGCUGUGGCAGCAGGCCCCACCGGUCUUGUGCAGUCUUCUAGUGCAGGUGUCUUUUGCUGGUGGAGCACAUACUCCCAAUGUAUAUUCUCAAGACAACCUAACUAAAGCCGUUGUGCGAACCCUUAAUCAAGGAUCUAAUGUCAUGAGCAUGGACUUCCAUCCACAGUAGCAAGAUAUUCUUCUUGGUAUAAAAUUAGAAAAAAAA
Pistacia vera is the source of this 887-nucleotide messenger RNA. RefSeq lists its product as uncharacterized. The record is from RefSeq and is a predicted model, not a curated record. Lineage: Eukaryota; Viridiplantae; Streptophyta; Magnoliopsida; Sapindales; Anacardiaceae. The transcript has 4 exons. Bases 516 to 851 code for a protein of 111 amino acids.